Messenger RNA from Caenorhabditis briggsae, 1146 nucleotides. The record is from RefSeq and is a predicted model, not a curated record. The transcript is spliced from 5 exons. The annotation marks the transcript as partial. Lineage: Eukaryota; Metazoa; Nematoda; Chromadorea; Rhabditida; Rhabditidae.
AAUUUCAAAAAAAAAACCAUGUUUUCUGAAAAUGAAAAUCUAACAUUUCCUACUGUAUUUCAAGAUUUAUAUGAGGAUUUUGAGCCGAGUUUAAAGAAAAUGCACAAUUUGAAACAAUUUUUUAAAUUUGCUUCAUUUUUUUCCUGUUUUUCAACUUUUAUCACACUAAUUAUUGUAUGGAACGCAAGUGGAAGGCUGAAAAUUGAGUACCGUAACCUUCUUCUGGCUCAAUUGAUCCUUGCAUUUUGUGGCUGUUUUCUUAUCAGUUUGAUAUCACCAAGUUUUCUACUACCGUAUCCCAUGAUUUUUCUUUCGGGACCAUUUGCAAUGGAUUCUCGAGUGACGUUAUACCUCUCCUCCUUGGUCGUCCUACUGUACUUUUUUCCAACAAUGCUGUUAUUAUCCUUCGGCCUAAUUUAUAAUUUUAUGUCUCUCAAACAAAUGUCAUCCGUUUGGUUCCAUAUGUCUGUUGAGAGAUUUUUGAAAUGUCUAAUUUUCCUGAUUACUGUACUUUUGAUAUCUGGAAAUUGUUUGUUAGUGGCACAGGUUUCAAAAAGUCAGCCAGCGAUGCAACAGGAAAUUCUGGAAAAAAUCGAUCCACGAUUAUCGGAAAUGUUCGAGAAAUAUGCAGUUUUUGUAUUUGAUAUCUACAGUAUUCCAGUCAAAUUGGCUUCUAUUGAAGCCCUUAUUUUAUCAUUGGUUUCAGUGGUUUUUUGUUUGGUUUUGACAGUUUUAUCCCUAAAACAUUUCAACCGCCAAAAGCCGAAUAUGUCUCCAGCUACAGCCAAAAAUCAUCGAAUGAUGAUGUACAUGUUGCUCUCCUACGUGGCACAUUUCUUAUUAUAUUUCUCUUUCCCUCUGGCCGCUUUUAUCUUGGCAAUACAUGAUUUAAUGCCAUUUUUUGGUCCUAUGACAUUCCUUCUCAAUAUCAGCCCCGCCCACUUUUUGGGAUUGAGCCUUUCUUUCACCUAUUGCUUGAUUAUCAGCCCUUAUCGACGAGUAUGCAUUGCAAUAUUGUAUCUUCUCACUUGCACUGUUCAAAAACCAGAAGCAUUAAGAGGCCAAAACUCGAAUUCCAACUCAUCUGUAUCCAUAAUUGACAGUAUUAUGAGAAGACAUUCAUAUAGAGUGUCUUCUAGCACCUAA